This is a messenger RNA of Paramuricea clavata, 3159 nucleotides long. NCBI's taxonomy places the organism in Eukaryota, Metazoa, Cnidaria, Anthozoa, Malacalcyonacea, Plexauridae. The record is from the annotation of a GenBank genome assembly.
GCCUAAGGUACAAAAUUUUGCCACUUAGUUCAGUUUUGCUGUUGACGCUCAGAAAACAACCAAAAAAUUGGUCAAUCCGAGUCUGUGUUCUCUCAUAACAACAAAAUGAAACGCUUUCUUCGAACAGCGCUCAUGUCUGUGCGAAUUCUGUUCCUGAUCUUGUUACCACAUGCAGUUACAAUGGAAAAAGAAUACUGCAUGCCUGAGGAUUUCACAAACGUGGCGAUUCCUUUUCGCUUGCUGUAUGGAGGUAAGUUUAAUUUAGGAAAGUCCUUAUUCCUGCUUCUAACUCACAGGGCUAUAUGUAUUGUUUUUUUUUAUAUUUCCAUGUCAUUUCUGCAACAAUUUUAGUUACCAAUAAACGUUAAGUUUUUCUUUGCUUGAUAUAUAAAUAUUAUUUUCGUUGUAGAUGUUUGUCCUUUGAUAAAAAACAUUUUGUCUGAAGCGACGUAUGAUUUCCAGAAUCAUUGUGCCAUGAAGUGUUUGCAAUAUCCAUUCUGUGCUGGAUACAAUUUUAAGAAAAAGCACCAGAAGAAGACUCCAAACUGCCAGUUAACACACACGCUGGAUCACAACUUUCACGAUUGCAACGCUGAUGACAAAGGCUGGAUAUUUUAUCAUCCCAUUGCUCCAAGAAAGGUAUGAAACUGCAGUAAAAAUAUACUUAGCCUAGCUAAUAAACUUUACCCACGAAUUAGCUUAUUAAUGCCUAGCAAGCAAUGCCAAUACCAAUAGUCUUAAAUAACUUAUUUACUAUAGUAUACGCGGAAUUAGUUUAUUUGUGCCCAAGCAGCUAGUGAACAGAAUGCAUGACAAUUUUGCGAUCUUCACAAAUUUUCCUACUAGCUAUAUAUACCGUAUUCCGCCGGGCAGCAAGUGAAAAAUCGAUGCCCACCCGAACCGGCUACGUGUACAGUAUACAAAUAAACAAAAUGUGGGCACAACUCCCAAGUAUAUAAACUAUACAACAGAAGAAAAAUACAUAACAGGCAACAGGAUAUGCUGCUGAAAUCGUUUAAGUAGGUUCUUUUAGUUUAUACAUUAUAGAGUUUUUGUCAUGAAAUGCAAUAAAUUUAUGCUGCAUAAAUGUUGCUGAUUUUUCUUUCGUCCCUAUAACAAAACGUGUAGCAUGCGAGUGACGACGUAUAGGCGUGUUUUAUGCUUGAUUUACACAGUACAACUAAAGUUGUAAGCAGGUUGCAUGUGACAGUUUUUGGGAAAAGUUGUGUCGUGUAGUAUCGUCCUAUAUAUAUAUAUAUAUAUUUAUGGGAAAAUUAUAUAUUUUUGAUACACUAUUGCAUCAUUUUACCCUAUAGUUCCGAAAAUAUUUUUAAUGAAAAAUGUUAGCUAUAUUUUAAAGACAUCCACUGCGGUAUAUAUUAUCAAUUAAAACUCGUUCUCGUUUAAUUUAAAAAUACUGGACCAAUUAUUGUAGUUAACUUGUGAUGUUAUUCCGUUAUUUCAGCUUAAACAAUUAAAUUUGCAUGCAGGCUGAGUUUCUCUUAGUUUACAGUGAGCUGAAUUCUAACACAUUCCCUUCACAGGUUCCAUGUCAUAAAAUGAAGAAUUGUAAAAAUGAGGGAAAGACGAUCAUUUAUCUCAAAGAUGGACCUGGUUCUGAUCCUUACAGGUGUGAGUGUCCAAAGGAUACAGUGGAGAUCUCUGCCAAAUUGGUGAGUUGUUAAAGAAAAAGAUUGCUGCGCAAGAUAAAGAUGAAAUAGAAUGAGAAUAAAAAGUUACUGCAACAAGAACUCAUAUCAAGCCAUGCAUGCUAAAAAAAUGUUUACGCAUGUUCGCUCGGGUGUGCUGCAACUUCAAGACGAAACUGUCCUCUGAAUAAUAAUUAGCAUUCAAUGAAUUCACUUUUUGUUGCAAGUGCAGCAAUUUUGUUGUCUGUGUUACUCCACCUUAAGUAAUUUAUUAUUUUGCUGCACGAGGUUUGUUUGAUUCUUUAUAUCUAUAUAUAGAUAGAUAAGGGUAUACGAAUUUGAGUCCAGUUUGGAAAGACACAUCCGCGAGUGAGAUUUUUUAAAGACGAUCAAAAUUGGAUGAGUCCGAAUGAUGAGGCCCCCGCAACAACUUUGUUUUUCUAGAGCUGGCUUGAUAUUUUUUGGAACUUUUUUGGGACUUAAUUCUUGAUACAAAAAUACAAUAGAUAAAAAGAUGUGUUAACCCGAGAAUUUCAUGAUGUUUCUUAUUCUCAUUUAGUCCCGACACUUUCUGACUCCGUCAUAUUAUCUGGAGAACCAGCUGACUUUCUGACAAGAUUAACUUCAUGGACCGGAAAGUCAAGCACUAAUUGGAAGCUGUGUUGGCGUGCAACUCUACAUGGAUGGGCAGCCAGUACCUUCCACUUAAAAUGCGAUAACAAGAAACCAACCGUGACCAUAAUAAAAGUUGGAAACUUCAUCUUCGGUGGUUAUGCUACGGAGUCUUGGGAAGGUGAGACUUACAAUAGUUUUUCCCAUCAGGUUUUCAGCUGUUUUGAACAAGGAAAAUGCCAGAGUCGUUGCUUGGAGAUAGCUAGCUAGACAUACAUGAAUACCUGUAUGCAGGACUCUAUAAGAGUAAAUUCUAUACUUAAUAUAUUGAGAAUUAUGGCGUUUUUGGUAAGUCCGGGCAGGAGUUUGAAAAAUAAAUCUUUAAACAGUGCAUGUCAAAAUUAUUGUGUGACAAUCGUGUGUAAAUAAUUUACAUGCCUGUUCGUGCGAUCGAUCAAACAGCUGAACUGAUCAAGUGAAGAUGUUUAUUGGCAGAUCGUAAUUUACUUAGUGCGAGAGUGAAAUGCAUGCAGCUUUUGAUAAAAUAUAGAGGCUCUCCUGGCAACAUUACUGUUAACCACUCAAUUACUUUUUAAAUGUGAACACAACUCGCACAGACUGAUAGGUACUGCGUUUCUAUAUUUACCCCACUUUAGCGCCCAAAUCUCACGUCUUUGUUCCUUAGCCUUUCCUCAUCUUAAUAUUAGAUUCGUUUUUCCUCCAACUUUACGUUUGUCUCAACGCUUCACCUUUAAGGACAAAAUUCCUAAUGCUUUAAGAUCUUGUGUUGUGCAUUCUUUCACGUGUCGUUGCUGUUCCGCAAGAUAUUUGAGUCAAACGGUCCGUCACUUGCACACACGAGUAUCUGAACACUUCGGUGUUUCUCUUCUAACAGGCA